Messenger RNA from Homalodisca vitripennis (glassy-winged sharpshooter), 330 nucleotides. RefSeq lists its product as uncharacterized. The transcript has 3 exons. Bases 22 to 330 code for a protein of 102 amino acids. NCBI's taxonomy places the organism in Eukaryota, Metazoa, Arthropoda, Insecta, Hemiptera, Cicadellidae. The record is from RefSeq and is a predicted model, not a curated record.
UCAGAACAAUAUAUAGAAAACAUGUUUCUGGUGAUACAAAUGAUAUUGGGAACAAAUUUCAUAAAGCAAGUAACUGGUAAUUCUGUACAGAUUGGUGUGCGGAGAUUUCCUGACAAAGGUCAUGAGUUCUUCAGUAUUGCAAAUGCAUUAUUUCCACUCAUGACUACAUUCAGUUUUGUCUUCAUAAUGCCUGCCAUGCUCAAACGAGUUGGAGAAGAAAAAACUAAGUGGUAUAAAGAGUAUCAGAGACCGAACCCUGGAGUACCCCGCCCUGACAGGGAUUGGGGCACUGAUGCACCCGCCUACACGCACUUCCUGUUCUUGGCCUGA